Molecule: messenger RNA, 3449 nt
Organism: Polychytrium aggregatum
Lineage: Eukaryota; Fungi; Chytridiomycota; Chytridiomycetes; Polychytriales
Product: calcium-activated chloride channel-domain-containing protein
Exons: 15
Coding region: 63-3041 (992 amino acids)
Biological process (GO): chloride transmembrane transport
Cellular component (GO): cortical endoplasmic reticulum
Molecular function (GO): chloride channel activity; protein dimerization activity
Source: RefSeq, a predicted model, not a curated record
CCUCCAUCUCGCCCGCCGGAUCGACCGCCCUUCCCCCGUCUCCGCAGACAUCCACCCCGCAGAUGGCUUCCAAGAAAGCCGACCCGGUCAUCCCGCAGACCAUCAUCACAACCGCGUCGUUUCCGCCCGACCAUGGCCAGAGCCGCAUCGCCAUCGGCAGCGCCAACGACGAGGCCGUCUCGCUCAAGCUGGCACAAGAGUCGUUCGAGCCCGAGGGGGAUCUGGACCUCGGCCUCGAGGCCGCUGUGACGACCCGCUACUACAAGGGCACCGCCAUCCACCUCGUCUACAACGACGACAUCACCGCCUUUGACCAGAUCCUAGCCUGGAAGCUGCAGAAUCCGCAAGCCACCUUUGCCGACGCCUGCCAGAAUUUCUGCGCUCGAGAGGGUGUCUUUGUGCAUGCCGAUGCCAUCAUCAAGAUCCUCUACGCCCAUGUCAACACCCACUGGGACGUCGUUCUCAAAUACGACCCCCCUGCCAAGCACCACAAGCACGGCUCGCCCUCGGCCUCGGUUUCGUCGCUGCACCUGGCUCUCAAUGGCGCCGCAAAGCCGUCCGAGAGAGACCAGAGCCUCCAGAAGGCUCGGGCAAAGUUUGAGUUCGAGCUGCUCCUCAACAACCUGUUCCUGGUCCGCGAAAAGGACAUGGACGUCGAGGAUGGUCCCACCUACGUGAAGAUUCUGAUUCCUUUUGCCAAACUGUGCCAGGAGGCCGAGAAGCUCCAGCUCAAGCUCACCGUCACGCAACGUUUUGAGCGCAUCCGCGAGCGAGUGCUCCAGAGAAGCGAGCGUGUCCGCGAGGAGCAUGCCAAGCAGAUGAAGAUGAAGGGCCUUACAGCGACUCCAGCGACUCCGCGCCGCAACGAGAAGCCCGACGCCAACGUCGCUACCGUCAGCGUCCCCAUCGAGGGCGGCGGCGUCGCCAUUCUGAAGGUGGAGGAAAAGUCCAACGACACCAUCGCGAAUGUCCCCACCGGCGGAAACGGCUCCGACGCUGGCGCAGCCUCAUCGGGCGAUAAGAUCGUCUCGGCCAGGAUCCGGGACGGCCCUCCUCCGGUCACCAAGAAGACCUUUGAUCAGGAGAACGAGGAGUACUACUCGGAGAGCCCCAGCCGCCAGCUCCGGUCGCUGAUUCGGUACAUGUUUGCCAUCGUGACGCUGCCGAUCCAAGUCGACGCCGAGCCUUUCCACCGCGACCGCGUGGCCGAUUUCCGUGGCGGCAUGGAUCCCGAAGGACAGCUCCAGAUCCGUUUCUUCAGCAACAGUCACCGCAACCUGCUGACUGGCGCUGUUAUCCGACGCAUCAAGAUCCGCGGCUUUGGUGGCAGCAAGCUGAACCAGGGCAUCGAGAAUCUGAUUGCCGACGGCGUCUACACCGAUGUAUUCGCUAUCCACGAUGGACCGGCGCAUCACCAGGGCGCAUCGAGCGAGACCAAUCCCCGCCAUGUGAUGUUCACCGAGAUCAACAACUCCCACAUCCUGGUUUCGCUUCCCCUGCGCCAGAUUCGCAACUAUUUCGGCGAAAAGAUUGCUUUCUACUUUGCCUGGCUGAACUUUUAUGCCCUCUGGACAGUCUUUGCUGCCAUCGUCGGCAUCGUCAUCACCAUCAGCGGGAUCAUCUAUGGUAGUUUGGUCCCGAUCAAGUUCAACAGCCUGGACGAGGCCAACAACGAGAUCAGCAUUCGCUUCUUCUUGAUCUUUGACAACUUCCUGACGCUGCCCUUUGCGAUCUUCAUGGGCGUCUGGUCUGCUCUGUUCCUGGAGUUCUGGAAGCGCCAGAACGCAAUCUUGAAGGUCAUGUGGAAGGUCACGGACAUGAAAGUCGUCGAAAACCGCCGUGCCCAGUGGCACGGCACGGCCCUCCGCAAGUCGCCCGUCACCAAGAAAACCGAGGUGUACUUCCCCAAGCCCGUUCAGGACCGUCGCCGCACGGUCGCCUGGACCGUGAUCUUCUUCUCGGCCGUGUUUAUGGGCGUGGUGCAGUUUGCGAUCGUGAUCUGGCGCGCCUUCGCCCGCACCCACGUCUCGACCACGAUCUCGGUAGUGUCGUCGGCCCUGAUCUCGCUCGUGAUCAUCUUUGUGCUCACACCGUUGUACGACUCCAUCUCCACAAAGCUUAACGAGUGGCUCAACUGGAAGUCCAACAUUGACUAUGACAACUCGCUCACUGUCAAAAAGUUCCUGGGCUCGUUCAUCGUCACAUACUCAUCGCUGAUUUACAUCGGCAUGUUCAAGAACGUGAUCGGCCAGGAGCUGAUCUUUGGUCUGUCGGACUCGUGCGGAUUUUCUUCCAAGAGCAGCUGCCUGUCGGAGCUGAUGAUCAACUUGAUCAUUAUUUUCCUCGGCCUCCAGUUCGUUGCCCAGAUCCAACAAGUUGUCAUUCCUAAACUGCUCAAGUCCUACAAACUCUGGAGGAAGAAGGUGUCCAAGCGAUCCAACUCGACCGACUUUACCAACCACACACGUCCUCAGUUCAUGCACGAUGACAUCCUGACGCCUUACUCGCAAGAGGACGACUACUCUGCUAAAGUCCUCCAGUUCGGCUUCAUUUCGCUGUUCUCGUGCGCCUUCCCUCUGGCCCCGUUCUUUGCCGCCCUGAACAACAUCGUCGAGAUCCGCAUUGAUUCCUAUCGUUUGCUCGUUGAGCACCGUCGCCCCUUCUCUCUCCGAGCCCAAAACAUCGGCCUCUGGGAGGACAUCCUGACGGCCGUGUCGUACGUCGGUGUGUUCACAAACGGCGUCAUCAUCGCAUUCAGCUCGGACUACUUUGACGAGUACAUUGCCAACGCCAUCAGCCCGACCAACCCCACGGCGGUCAAGCUUGCAUUUGUGCUGCUGUUUGAGCACAUUGUCUUGAUCCUGAAGUACAUCAUUGUCAUCGCCAUUCCCGAUGUGCCCGAGCGUGCCCGCGAGGCUAUGGAACGCGAGCUGUACCUGGAUCGUGUCGACAACGAAGAAGUGAUCGAGGAUGAGGACGAGACCGACAUUGCCGAAGACCUGGUGAUCUCGCGCAAGCGAUGGUUCAGCUGGUUCUCGUGAGCCGCUUUCUUUCUCCACUUGCCCUUGCACUCUCUCCAUUUGCUCGCAGUUUUUCUCUCUGAGGGCUCCCAACCUCGCUUAUCCUUUCUAUCUUUGUCGCUCCUGUGGUUCGUCUCGCUUGGGGGUUCUCAACCGGUAUCUCCUGUCUGUGGUCUGGUUGGAUCUCCACCUGUGGAGUACAGCGAUACAACCUCCCCCUGACAGCUCCCUCCCAUGGCUGCUGCUUCUGCCUCUGCUCUAGCGCCGCCCUGCUUCUGUCUGCCGUCCCCGUUGUUUGUCUGUCAACUCAUUCCCGCCUCUGGUGUUCGUUGUCUUUGUUGCUAUCGCUUUUUUGCUUGUUUUUUCUGUGGACCUGGCUCCCUUUUCUUUCCGAUGUGCGCAUGUUGAAUACAGCAUUAUGAAACUGGA